AUGUACAUCCUGGCCAUGUUUCCGUAUCCCUCAGGCAAGCUGCAUCUCGGCCACCUCAGAGUAUACACUAUUGCCGAUGUGGUGACGCGCUUUCGCAAGCUCCAGGGGCGGAACGUCUUUCUCCCCAUGGGCUGGGAUGCCUUUGGCCUGCCAGCAGAGAACGCCGCCAUCGAGAGAGGUAUUGACCCGGCCGAGUGGACAACUACGAACAUGGCGCGCAUGAAGUCCCAAUUGGAGUUGAUGAACGCCAGUUUUGACUGGUCAAGGGAAAUUGCGACUUGUGAUCCGAGCUUCUACAAGCAUACCCAGAGCCUCUUCCUGCUUUUGCGUCGGCAUGGUCUUGUGAGUCGCAAAAAGGCCACUGUCAACUGGGACCCAGUUGAGAAGACUGUUCUGGCCAACGAGCAAGUGGACGCAGACGGGCGGUCAUGGCGUUCAGGCGCAGUCGUCGAGCAACGCGAGCUCGAGCAGUGGUUCUUCCACAUUACCCAGUUCAAGGAAGCUCUUCUGCGUGAUCUUAAAGCUCUCGGAGAGAACGAGGCCUGGCCAGAGAGGGUCCUAACCAUGCAGGAGAACUGGCUCGGCCUGACAAAGGGCGCACAUUACGUUUUCCCAGCUCACGCCCCUAUGGGACUGCAACUGCAUGUGCCCCUGAAAGGCCAGGAUCGCUAUCUCGAGAACUUCAAGAUAUAUACGACCCGACCAGAGACAAUCUUUGCUGCCCAGUUCAUCGCCAUCUCGCCCAGAUCUGCCGAGGCGGAGGCACUCGCGGAGGAGGACUCGAAGCUGGCAGACUUCAUUGCCCGCGCCAAGGACUUACCGCACGAUUCCAUGGAAGGAUACCAGGUGAAGACCGUGAUGGCCACAAAUCCGCUCGCUCAAGUCCCUGGCCAGUCGGUUGCGUUCCACGAGAAGCUUCCUGUAUAUGUAGCAGCAUACGUUCGUGGCGACUAUGAGACAGGCGCCCUGAUGGGAGUGCCAGCUCAUGAUGCGCGAGAUAUGGCAUUCUGGCGUCACCACAACCCGAACGAGCCUAUCAAGCAUGCUCUGACGCCCACGAAGAAUGGUCCAACUACCGACAUGGGCGACAAGGUGUUUGUCGAAUCAGGCUACAUGACCUCACUGGCCGGCGACCUUGCUGGGAAGCCGUCACAUGAGGCCGCCGAAGCCAUCGUGCAGAAAAUCAGCUCUGUAUUAAAAGACACAGAGCUCAAGGAGCGCUGGAAGCUCCGUGACUGGCUCAUCAGCAGACAGAGAUACUGGGGCACACCCAUUCCCAUCAUCCACUGCCAGGCUUGCGGCGAAGUGCCCGUUCCUGAGGAGCAACUCCCUGUCGAGCUACCAAAGGUGGAUCAUCACUGGGCUGGCGGACAUACUGGCAACCCGCUAGAGUCCGCGACAGAAUGGGUCAACACAGAAUGCCCCAAAUGUCAUGGCCCUGCGAAGAGAGAUACCGACACAAUGGACACCUUUGUGGAUUCGAGCUGGUAUUACAUGAGAUUCGCAGACCCCAACAACUCCUCGAUGCCGGUGUCUGAAACUGCGGCGAAGCAAAACCUCCCCGUUGAUGUCUACAUUGGAGGUGUUGAGCACGCGAUCCUGCAUCUGCUGUAUGCUCGGUUCUUCUUCAAGGCUGUCAUGGGCACGUUGUUCCCUACUACCGGGUCCAGCUCACCCCAGCAGGCCGCGCUGCAUGAAUCCAACCUUGAGCCCUUCAAGCGCCUCAUUACACAAGGCAUGGUACACGGCAAGACGUUCACCCAUCCCGAGACCGGACGGUUCCUCAAACCCGACGAGGUCGACCUAUCCAACCCAUCGAGACCCACAGUGGUUGGCACAGGACAGGAAACCAAGUCAUCCUUCGAGAAGAUGUCCAAGUCGAAGCACAACGGCGUAGACCCGACCGACUUCAUCGGCAAGUAUGGUGCUGACGCCACCAGGGCGCACAUGCUGUUCCAGGCUCCCGUAGCCGAGGUGCUUAACUGGGACGAGGACAAGAUUGCCGGUGUGACGCGCUGGAUCAGCAAGCUCCACGGCUUCGUCAAGUCCCUCCCACCUGUUACCACAGGGAACACGGGCAGUUGGGACGCCUGGGCGUACUUCUCCCAGCAGCCCAGCGCUUCCGCAACGGCCCAAUGGGAAGCAGAUGCCCGGAUCUGGGCGGCCACGCAGCGCGCAAUUACCUCGACCACGCUCGCGUACGAAAAGGUAUACUCGCUCAACACGGUCGUGUCGACGCUGAUGAGCCUGACCAACACGCUCGUCGCAGAGCGCGCCGCAGCCUCAGACAUUGUCAAGGUCGAGGCUACGACACGGCUCCUGCGGAUGAUGGCGCCCAUAACACCCGCCGUUGCCGAGGAGUACUGGAGCAUUCUGUGCCCGGGGCAGCCGAGCAUCUUCCCUAGCUCAGCACAACCCGAUGAAACUCGGCCGACCGCAAACAUUGUCGACAAGUGGCCCACGACAGACGACACCCUGUCCCUGGUCGAGCCCAAGCAGCGCUCCUGCGCGGUCCAGGUCAACGGCAAGCUGCGGUGCGUGGUCAAGAUCCCUGCGCAGGGCGGGCCCGAGGGUGAUGCUUUCCAGGUUUGGGUGACUGAGCAGAUCUACAAGUCUCCAGAGGCGCGGGCCAAGCUCGUCGACGGCAACGAUAUCCGGCGUGCGACAAAGAUAUAUACCGCUGCCACAGGGGCUAUGGUUAACUUCAUCAUCCCCAAGGCGAAAUGA
Molecule: messenger RNA, 2727 nt
Organism: Microdochium trichocladiopsis
Lineage: Eukaryota; Fungi; Ascomycota; Sordariomycetes; Xylariales; Microdochiaceae
Product: leucyl-tRNA synthetase
Exons: 2
Coding region: 1-2727 (908 amino acids)
Biological process (GO): leucyl-tRNA aminoacylation; mitochondrial translation
Cellular component (GO): mitochondrion
Molecular function (GO): aminoacyl-tRNA deacylase activity; ATP binding; leucine-tRNA ligase activity
Source: RefSeq, a predicted model, not a curated record